UUCAUACAUUGCUUCCCCGCAGCGUCCCGUUAACUUACUACUAGGGAAACGGGGUUCGCGAUGCAGUAUGCAAGCCCGCUAUCACUAGGAAUGGUACCCGUAAUCUUCCUAAACUCCACAAGCCUUUGUCUUGACCUAGCGGCCCCCAGCGCGAGCUCUCCCGCGUUCCUCUGAUUGGCGUUCCCUGGCUGCGGCUGGCCCCUGUACUCGGCUCAAGGGUCGCUUCUGUCAGGAAACCUACGCACGGUCCUGGUAUCCCCGCGACACCUGCGUUUUCUUAGCUCCCGGGCCGUCGCCUUCCGCUGCUCUCAUGCCCAGUGAAAACCCGCACAGCUGGAGCGGGAGAGUCGCCCUCACGCCGUGGGGCUGGUUCAGGACGUAGUGACUAGGAUGUCAGGGUCCUGUAAGACCGGAGGAGAUGAUGCUGUUCUUGUCCUGGCAAAGAGACUCCUGGAGGGCGAAAGAGCUUUCUUCUCGUCCCGCAGGUCCCAGCAGGACCGGAGCCGGGCAGAUGGCACACAGCUCACUGUAAAAGUUUCUUUAUCGAAGUUUCUACCAACACAGUAGCGUUUAAGAGCUCAGCUUCUGAUGUUCUAAGGAGUUCUGGAUUCUUCCCUGGGGCCUGGUCACCUGCUGUGCCCUUAGGCCAGUUAUUUGCUCUUUCAGACCUAGUGGUCUUAUCUGUAAAAUGGGAAUCGCAUUUGUAAGUGACAGCCCGCGCAUAGAAAGUGAUUUUCACAGUGCCACAUCAUAGUAAGGAUUUAGUGAGAGUUAGGCUUUGUUUCUGAUGGCGGAGGAAGGUCUCAUUAUCCCAGCUUUGUGGGUGAGGGAACUGGAGGACUGAGGAACUUUCACUGAACGUCUGUUUACUCAUGCACUGUUAUCUGGGGACAGACACUGUGCAGCCUGGGGUUACAGCCCAGAACGAGUCACACAGGAUCCCUUCUGGGAUGGAGUGUCCUUCCCACUGCGGGAUUCAGGAGAUACUCAAGUAAGAGAUGCAGAACUCAGGGGAUUUCAGAUAGCAAUCAGUGCGGUGAUGACGAAGGAAUGGCAUAGUGUCAUUGAGAGAGGGAGGGGAAAGCAAGGUCUUUCUGAAGAGGUGACACUUGAGCCUCGUCCUGGUGGAUAAGGAGCUACUUGCACAGCGACUGUUCCAGGACACGCAAAAGCCAGAAGCAGAAAAGAGCCGGAUGUGACUGAAGAACAGAAAGGAGACCAGUGUGUUCCCAGCAUGCUGAGCAAGAAGAGUAUUUAAGAAGCUCAUGGAGUAAUAUGAGUCAGAGUAAUAUAGGAUCUGAAGGAAGUCCUUCAAGAGAGUUGGAAAAGAAGACUUUCUAGACUCUUCAUCAAGUUCUUCAUUUACACAGCUGUUAAAUCCAAGGCUACUGUGGUGAAAGCAUGAAUAAAAAUACAUCUACUGUGGUGUCAUCUGGUCCACUUGAAAAGGACCCUGCCUUUCAGAUGAUCACGAUUCUGAAGGAAACAGGUCUUGGUCUGAAGAUCCUAGGAGGAAUUAAUCGGAACGAAGGUCCAUUGGUUUAUAUACAGGAAAUCAUUCCUGGAGGAGACUGUUCUAAGGAUGGACGUUUGAAGCCAGGAGACCAACUUGUUUCAGUGAACAAGGAAUCUAUGAUUGGGGUAUCAUUUGAGGAAGCAAAAAGCAUAAUUACUAGGGCCAGAUUGAGGUCAGACUCUGCUUGGGAGAUAGCAUUCAUAAGACAAAAACAUGAUGGCAGUCAUUCAGAAAAUCCAUCCUGCACAUCCCUUCUACAUGCUUCAGGAGAAAAUGGACCUGAAGCCUCAACAUUUAGCAUUCUUUCUUCUCCCCCUGAAAUGCUACUUCCAAAGACGUCAUCUACUCCCAAAACUCAAGAUGCCAUUUUACCUUCUUUUAAGGUAAGUCAGACAAAAACUGGAUACAAGAAAGCAGAAUAUACUUCAAUUACUUCUUCAGACAACAACCCUACAGAUAUAUCUAAUUCAGGUACUGUUGCUGCCUGGACUGAUAAUUAUGGGCCACAAGGAAAGAAGAUUUCCCUAAAUCCCUCUGUUCGCUUGAAGGUAGAGAAACUGGAAAUGGCUUUAAAUUAUCUUGGCAUUCAGCCCACAAAGGAACAGCAGCAAGCCCUGAGAGAGCAAGUACAAGCAGACGCAAAGGGGACAGUGUCUUUUGGAGAUUUUGUCCAGGUUGCCAGAAACUUAUUUGCCCUGCAGUUGGAUGAAGUAAAUGUUGAUACACAUGAAAUUUCAAACAUAUUAGAUUCACAGCUUCUUCCCUGUGAUUCUUUAGAAGCAGAUGAAAUGGAAAAGCUUCAGCAUGAAAGAAAUGAUGCCUUGGAAGAAGUGAACACACUCAAGGAAAAACUAUUUGAAUCAGAGAGGCAAAGGAAACAAUUGGCAGAAGAACUCCAGAAUGUAAAACAAGAAGCCAAAGCCGUAGUUGAAGAAACAAGAGCUCUGCGAAGCAGGAUUCAUCUUGCUGAAGCUGCACAGAGGCAGGCCCACAGAAUGGAAAUGGAUUAUGAAGAAGUGAUCCGUCUGUUAGAGGCCGAGAUGGCAGAGCUGAAGGCUCAGCUUGCUGAUUAUUCUGACCAAAAUAAAGAAAGUGUUCAGGAUUUAAGAAAAAGAAUCACAGUACUUGACUGCCAGUUGCGGAAAUCAGAAAUGGCUCGAAAAGCUUAUGAGGCAUCCACUGAAAAACUUCUUCAUUUUGUAGAGGCCAUUCAAGAAGUAUUUUCUGAUAAUUCUGCUCCCUUAUCAAAUUUAAGUGAACGAAGAGCUAUGUUCACUUCUCAGACUUCCCUGACACCACUGGGAAGGAGUGGGAGAAACAUGCCCGCAACCCUCCUGCAUGAAUGUAAAGAACUGGUUAAAUCCGUCCGCGCCAUACUUGAUAUGGACUGCUUACCUUAUGGGUGGGAGGAAGCUUACACAGCAGAUGGAAUCAAGUACUUCAUCAAUCAUGUAACACAGACCACAUCCUGGAUCCAUCCCGUGAUGAGUGUCCUGAACCUGUCCUGCUCAGAGGAGAAUGAAGAAGAUUGCUGUAGAGAACUUCCUGACCAGAAAAGUUGAUGGUAUUCUGUAGGAAGUGGAGCCCUUACGAUCUUCCAGCACCCCGUCUUCAAGUAUGCCUUGAGCAGGAACAUGGAGCACCCAGUUCUGAAAUGCAACAGUCUAAAAUAGAGGUUAAACACAUACUCCUUGUUGAAGUAUGAAGUGGAGACUCGAUUGAGGGUGUUUUUGUUAAACUUUUUGAUAUUACUAAAUAUGUUUAAAAAAUCAAUUACCACUACACUAGCUGGUUAGGAGAAAUCUAGUCCUGUGUUUUGAAGUCACAUGCAAUUAGCCAUUAUCAUAUGUAUGCUUUUUUCUUAUAUAAUUAGAUCUUUAUAAUUUUAUAUGUAGCUUUUUAUAGAUACCAGAUUUUUUUAAGAAUUAUAUUGAAAAUUUUUGUGAACAUGAUGAAACACUUCAUUUACUUGAUAUUUCACUAAGCCAUUAUAUUCAUAUCUUACGAAAGUGAUCUCAGCAAGCUUUAGGGGUUUAGGGAUCACAUUUACACAUCAAUCUCACGGGCUACUGGAUACCGCUUAUGUCUUUAUGGGGCUUUCUAAUUGACAAGAUGCUUUUCCUAGCUCAUUUUAUUUAAACCGUACAACAUGCCUGUGAGGCUAAUCUAAUGGGUACUUUUUAAUUCUAAUAUUUCACUUAGGAAAAUAUUGGUUCAGAGAGAGGCAGCACCCUGGCAGGGUAGAGACUCACAACUAAGUCUUCUGAUUCUAUGUCCAGGCCCCUUUCCUCCCCACACCCUGCUGUCCCGCCAGAGGAGACAAGCAGAGCACCAUGGUUCUGUUGAUGCAGCUGGCUGCACAGCUGUGCAUUCCAGAGACAUUCAGAAGGCACCUUUUCAUUCAAGCAUGGCCCCUCCAUAACCCCACUCUUUUCCCCCUAUGAACCCUUCCUGCUUCUGCACCCCCCAAACACUCACCAGGUGGGAGCCCCCUUCUGUGAUGUCAUUUCAGCAGGCUGCGUUCAGCAUCUCAUAUGCUUCUAAAGUAAAGGGGCCAGCAUUGAUGAGUGGUUUGCCCUACUUAGGUUGCCCCCGCCGAAGGAGCAUUUGCAAGCAGUUGGUGAGAAGAGGGGUAUCCUAAAUACUGUUACUCUGCUUGACGUAAGACAGAGGCUUAGAGCCCUUUAAAUAUCAUGGAAGACUCAUCACCAUUUUAUGGAUGAGUAAACCGAGACACCAAGAGUUCAUAGAGUGAGUUAAUGGCGAGGUCAAGAUUACACCUAUGUCCUGUGUCACUUACUGCUGAAUUUUAUAUGUCUGUGUUCAUCUAUACAUUCCUGAAUAUAUUUAAAAUUUAGGGCUUAAUGUCUAGAGGGAUAAUAAUACAAUGUCAAAUUCAGACUGACAGGCAGUCAUUAGCCCUGAGAAAAGUUUCAGAAUGGCUGGAGAGGGCUUGUGUUUGGCCUGACAGCUAUUUGAAUAUUAAGAAGCCUCAGGGAGACUCAUUUUGAGAGAAGUCCCCAGAGAAUGCUGUUUCCUUGCACCCCUCAGAGGUGAGUAGGUUCUCAGAUGCCUGGGGUUCCUUUUCUGAGUUAGUAUGUAUAACUGUGGAAGUACAGACUUUUUGUUGUUGCCAAAUUAAUGGUAUGACAUUUGCCUCCCCCUGCUAGGAAUGUUUUCUAAUUUGUUUCUCCGGUCACUUGAGAUCAAGGUCUGUGGGCACGUAUUUCACUGCCACCUCAUCCAUUAGCUGCUGUUUGCUACGACUUUUAUCCCUGUUUUACCAAAUACCUACUUGAAAAGUCUUAGGAAAACUGUAAUAUUUAUGGAGCGUUUUGUGCCAUACUGAUGAGGAGUUUGCUUAUAGCAUUUUUUUUUUUUUUUUGACAGGCAGAGUGGACAGUGAGAGAGAGAGACAGACAGAGAGAAAGGUCUUCCUUUGCCGUUGGUUCACCCUCCAAUGGCCGCUGCGGCCGGCGCACCGCGCUGAUCCGAUGGCAGGAGCCAGGUGCUUCUCCUGGUCUCCUAUGGGGUGCAGGGCCCAAGGACUUGGGCCAUCCUCCACUGCACUCCCGGGCCACAGCAGAGAGCUGGCCUGGAAGAGGGGCAACCGGGACAGAAUCCAGCGCCCCGACCGGGACUAGAACCCGGUGUGCUGUCGCCGCAAGGUGGAGGAUUAGCCUAGUGAGCCGCGGCGCCGGCCGCUUAUAGCAUUUUAUUUUCUUCUUAAAACCACUCCAUGAGAUAGGAACUGUAAUUAUCCUCAUUUUGAAAAGAAGAAACCUAAGUUUAGAGAGAGAGUUGGGAGUCCUGGCCUCAGGGUCACCUAGCACCUUCAUGUAGGACCUGGGGUUCACGGCAGGUCUGUAAUUCCAGAGCACAUUCUCAAAACCAAUGUGCAGAGCUCCUUAGAUUCAUGGUCUGUGGGUCAGUUUUAUAAAAUAGCAGAUACCAGUUCAGUGCCUUAAGGAACUUUCUGGUAGUUAGAGCUCAUCAAAACAUAAUUCUCAGGAGAGCAUGGAAGCAUUGUUCCAUCAGAUUACAAUUUAUCUGAACUCCUUGUUAUGGGAAUGUUGCUGAAGAGGUUCAGGAUCGUGGACCAGUUUAUACUUCUGUGACCUCUGCACCAAUAAGAUAAGAAUGUGCCUUAAAACACAUUCAAAGAAACAGUGGUAAAAGCUCUGUUAAGAAUUCGUUUCCAGGAGCCAGUGCUGUGGCACAGAAGGCUAAGCCUCCAUCUGUAGUGCCAGCAUCGCAUACGGAUGCCAGUUCACAUCCCAGCUGCUCCUCUUCUGAUAAGUUCUCUGCUUAUGGCCUGGGAAAGCAGCAGAAGAUGGCCCAAGUGCUUGGUCCCCUGCACCCACAUGGGAGACCUGGAAGAAGCUCCUGGCUCCUGGCUUCAGAUCAGUGCAGCUCCAGCUGUUGCAGCCAUUUGGGGACUAAACCAGUGGAUGUAAGACCUUUCUGUCUGUCUCUUCCUCUCUCUGUAUUUCUGCCUCUCAAAUAAAUCAAUUGAUCUUUAAAAAAAAUCCUUUUCCAAUGCAGAUAGAGCCCCCCAAGUUAUUUUUUGGUGACAUAUGCAAAGCUACUCUUUUUUUUAACACACAAUAAUGCUGUCAGUAUGGGCAUCAAAAACUCUUCUCCAUUGCCCACUGACUCAGAUUGUAGGGCUAGAAUAUCUGAAUAUUACUAUGUCCCUCCAUCCCACUUCCUUAGAGUAGCCAUCCUGCUCAUUCAUUCCCUGAAGAUAGGCACUGGGCACCAACAGGGUGGCAGGUACUGUGGUAAAGUAGGGCAGUAGCUCAUUUCCUGGGGUCUGCUUAAUAUUCCUUUUUUUUUUUUAACAUAUUCUUAGCUGGAAUUAAGAAAGUUCUUUUUAAUUUUUGAAUUAUAAAAUAACCUAAUUUUGUUUUAAAAAAAAAUGAAGCACUAUGAACAUGAAUAAAGUAAAAGAGUUAUCAUCUUAUUUUCCAGAGGUAGCCAUCACCAAUACUUAGGUGAAUAUUUUUACUCAAAGGAAAUCAUAUUGUUAAACAGCUCGCUUUUCACUUAGUUAUUGUGGUCAUCUUAUGUCAAUACAUAGAUUAAUGUUAUAUUUUAAAUGUCUGCAUAAACUGUCACUACCAAGAUAACCCAUAAUCUGUGUAGCCAAUUUUGUUGAUGAACACAUAAGAUGUAUUAAAUUUUUUUCUAACAGUGUCACAAUAAAUCACUUUCCUUAUCUUUCUCUGCACUCUAGUGCCAAUAUGUCUGUAGUGUGAAUACAUUCAGAAAAUAAACCAUUAGGUUAAAGUGUAGUCAAAACUAGGCGAAAGGUGCUUAUUCUAAUUUUGGUAGAAGGAUGGGCAUUUGGCACGGUAGUUAAGAUGCCACUUGGGAAGCCCACAUCCCAUAUCCGAGUUUCUGGGUUCAAGUCCUGGCUUCAGUUCCAGUUCCAGCUCCCUGCCAUAAUGUGCACUGUGGCAGGCAGCAGGUCUGCAGGUGAUGUCUCCAUUAGUUAGGUCUUUGCCAUCUACAUCAGAGACCAGAUCUAAUUCCCAGCUGCCGGCAUUGGCCUGGCCCAGCAACAGUUGUGGGCAUUUGGGGAUUGAACUACCAAAUUCAUUCCCUUCAUUCUUUCUCUCUCUCUCCUUCUCUCUCUCUCUCUUUCUCUGCCUUCCAAAUAAAUAAAAUUUUAUAAAAAUAAAAAUCUGCAUUUUGAUAGGUUUUCAUAAAAAUUCUCCUAGAUAGAAGUAGGACCAAUGUAUGCUACCACCAGUAGUGUAUGAGAGCUUUUUUUCUAUAUGAGAGGACUGUUUUUAGUCUAAAGAUUAUAAGUAGCUUUUCUGAUUUUUUUUAACCCAUGGAAGAGAGAGUUUUCCAUCAUUGUCCGAGAACCUGAAUUUUUUAUUCAUUAGGUUUUGAGUUUCCUUUAGCAGCAGAGACUGACUUGCUGCAUAUAGGGCAGUCUAAAAGUGAGCAGUUCUCUAUAAAACAAAUUCACCUUUACUAUCAUCUUGUCCUACUUUAUGUAGAACAGUGAGGAGGACAAACUUUUAGGUGAGCUACCUUGCAUGAAAACCCUCAGUUAAGUGCAACACUGAAUACAAAUGCACCUGCAAGUUCUUUGGGCCUCAGUUUCCCCAUCUCUGGCUAACAGGGACUGUAAUCUUUUGCCUCCUCCCAAACCAGUUCAACUCAGCAAACAUUUCCUGAGCAACCUAUGAAAUGCCAGACAGAAUGCAAAGUUUUGUGACCAUGCUGCAUAGCCCAGAUUCCCAAAUCAGAGAACUCAUCAUCUAUAAUCUUUUUCCUGUCUUUUCUUUCUUCUCAAAAGAAAAAAAAAGCUGCUAUUUUUUUUCCAUAAAGGAGAAAGAAGUGAGGGGUUUAUUUGUUAAGAACUUCCAAAGAGAAACCCUUUAUCACUCUCUUAAAUUUUAAUAAUUCCAAAAUAAUAUUAGUACUGCUUGACUAGAAAAGAAAAAAGGGAACACGCUGUAUAAAGAGAUUCUCCAAUAAUAAAUGCAAAGCAGCUGUCAAAAUAGAGAGUCAAAUGAUACUUUCAUAAAGUGUUUGCACAAUUAGAAAAUGUUAUCCUUUUUCUAGGGAGUAAAGGAACAUUUUUAUUUUCUCUAUUAAGUGAAUACAACUUUUUCAAGGGUCGGCACACUUGACGUUUUUACUACACAUAUACAGAAAGAACCAAACUAACAUUGAAACAGCCUGCAUGUUGUCUUGCAUAUUGUUUUGGAGAAGAUGAAAAGAAUUAAACAGAAUAUGCCUGUGGAUCUUUACUUUAGAAAAGAGAUACCCAAGGUGUUUGAACCACAACCAUUCCACAUGUAACAUAAUAAUGUGUCUGUAUGAUGAUUUUAUAAAUAUUAAAUGUAAUACUGUGUAAUAGGACAUUUUACAUUUAAACAAAUACAACUUUUGUUCAUUUUG
Messenger RNA from Oryctolagus cuniculus (rabbit), 8440 nucleotides. NCBI's taxonomy places the organism in Eukaryota, Metazoa, Chordata, Mammalia, Lagomorpha, Leporidae. The record is from RefSeq and is a predicted model, not a curated record.